AUGAUUGACAAUAUGGUCAACCACAACUCUGAUUUCAUCAGUUAUUAUGUUCCUUACUUCUCUUCGUCUCCCCUGCCCUCCUCCUACUUCUUCACCUCCUCGUCCUCUGCCUCGUCCUCUUCCUCAUCCUCUUCCUUCUUCGCCUCCUCGUCUUUGUCCUCCUCUUCUUCUUUUAAUUCUCACCCCUCAUACUCUGUGGGUCCAAUGAGUCUGAUGGGUAGCCCCAAGCCUGGCAUGCAUCAAGAAGGCCAUGGAGGAAGAGGAAUGACAGGAAUAGGAGGAGGUGGAAUGGGAGGAAUAGGAGCAAGAGGUGAAAUAGGAGGGGGCACGGGCACUGGUGGAGGAAUAGGAUCCCGAGCUGGUGAGCCCUACCGCCUGGCCGCUCACGAAAGUCCAACUCCCCCCCGACACCUGCAGUCAAGCCUGGGGCUCAGCACUGGGAAGGGCCCAGGUUCUGGCCAUGGGAUGGGUCACGAUCUAGCCGGGUCCAGCAUGGGAGGCCAUGGAGGUCAAAGUCCUGGUCAGCAUGCUUCCCGUCGAAACCUCCAAGUUGACUUCAAUGGUUCCAGGACAGGCUCUGUGUCUCCUGACCACGGAGUGACGCCCACCUCGCCCUACUCUGUGCCGCAGAUUGCACCAAUGCCGAGCAGCAAACUGUGCCCAGUUUGCACCACUACAGAGCUCUCCAACCGACCGACUGGACCCAACUACAACACCUGCACCCAGUGUAAGGCCACCGUCUGUAACCAGUGUGGAUUCAACCCCAACCCGCACCUCACUGAGGUCCAGGAGUGGCUGUGUCUGAAUUGUCAGAUGCAGAGAGCUCUUGGCAUUGAUAUGACCACGCCUCGCUCUAAGAGCCAACAGCAGAUUCACUCGCCUUCCCACCAAGCCAAACACAUUGUCCAGCCUCAGCAAUCUGCACCUCAGCCAACACAGCCAGCAGCAGCACAGCCCAAACGUUUGGCAGAGAGUCAGCCCACCCAGCAGCAGCAGCAGCAGCAGCAGCAGCAGCAGCAGCAGCAGCAGCAGCAGCAGCCCUACAGCGAGAUACAUCCCUACUCCCAGUCCCAGCAGAAUCCCCGAUCUCAGCCCCAGUCAUACCCUGCGACUCAGCCAGGGCCCCAGACUCAACCUCAUACCUCCCCAGGCUUGCAGAGACACGCAGUCCCCGGUGGCCACCAGACUCAGACAGUGCCUUUUCAGCAGGGCAUGAGGUCUGACCUGUACUCCCAGGGAGGUUCAGGAGCUCCAGGAGCUGUCAGAGGUCUCACAGGAGGCCCCAACCAGCCUGGGGGUCCUCGAAUUCCCCACACUGGCGCUGUACCCCUGCCUGGCUUGACCAAGGCACGCUCCCAGUCUGAUUUGGGUGUUGGUUCUCAAAUGUACCAGUCUAAAGAGUGGCGCCUUGAUCAGACCAGAAGCACUGGCUCCUCCCCAGUCCACAGGCCUCAGAGUCAAGCACCUCCUCCUGCCCAGGAUGGCCUGACCAAACUGUUUGGCUUUGGGGCAUCGCUGCUCAAUCAGGCUAGUACCCUGAUCAGUGUUGACCCUCUACCCACCGCCUCCACCCAGCCAAACCCUGCACAAAGCAAGGUGCAGUUCAGUAAUGCAACUCCUGACAACAGGCAGCAACAAGGGGCCCCUGGCACCAAACCAUUUGGUAUGGGUGGCCCUCAACCACAUGCACCAACCCAGAAGCAGAAGACCAUACCCAAUCAACAAGGAAUUCUGCAACAACAGUCGCACACGCAUCAUCAAAAACAAAUGGAAGGACAACAACAUCAGCAAACACCUGUUCAUCUGCAGGAACAGAAGCACGAGCCUGUGGUGGCUCCUGUACCUGCUCCAGAGCCUGUGAAGCCCAAAGUGAACUGUCCUAUUUGUAAAACAGAGCUGAACAUCGGCAGCUCUGACCCAUCCAACUAUAACACCUGUACACAGUGUCACAGCCAAGUAUGUAACCUGUGUGGCUUCAACCCCAUGCCACAUCUGGUGGAGAAAAAGGAGUGGUUAUGUCUUAACUGCCAGACCCAGCGGCUGAUGUCCAUAGGUGACAUCAAUGAUCCUCCACUUCCUGUUCCUCAUCCAUCUCCUAAGCACCAGCCAAUGGGCUCACCCCGUCACCAGGCACCAACCAGUCAGCAAAGCCCUCUCCACAAACCCACCAAUCAGCAGGGUCCCAGGCUUGUCCAGUCGCAGAUGCAGAAAACCCAUGAGGGAACAAGUAGUGGCAGACCGUUUGCACCCACUGCUGCCAAACAACCGACCAAAACCAAGACAAUAACACCAGCAACAGCAUUGGUACCAACCACAGAGACCCAGAAACAGCCGAAUCCCACAGAAGAGAAGUUCAAUACUGAGCCUGAGAACCAUUCCGGCAAAGAGGCUAAACCCUCCCAGAAGAAAGGAGAGCAGAUCACACCGAUCAAGACUAUUAAGAAGUCCAGGCACUAUGAUGAUACUAAAAACAACAGCACCCAUGACUUGUCACGCAGCCCUCAGAGCCUCAGUGACACAGGCUACUCCUCUGAUGGUAUCUCCAGCUCCCAUAGUGAAAUCACAGGUCUAAUCCAAGAAGAGGAGAUGAAACUGAGUGAGAAGGGGAUCAGUGGGCGGGGCUCCCCAUCAAGCCCCUCUGAAAUUACCAGGCUAGGAAGGCCUUUGCUGGAGAAGAGUCUUUCUGAAGAGAAGGUGGACAGAAGGGGUAGGAAGCACAGAGAUUUGGAUGACAGAGGAAAGCAGCGCCCACGCUCCCUGUCAAUCCCUGCUGAUGCAUACGACUCUGAUGAGGACCUACAAGAUAUAAUGGAGGAAAAAGAGGAUGGGGGAGACUGGGAGGGUAAACGGAAGGAAGGGAAGGAGGAAAAGAAGAAGAAAAAGAUGGAAAAAGAGGUAGAGCCUGUAGAGAUGACAGAUGAGGAGUUUAUGAGGAGACAAAUAAUAGAGAUGAGUGCUGAUGAAGAAAAGGAGGAGGAGGAAGAGGAAGAGGAGGAGGAGGAGGAGGAGGAGGAAGAUGAAGGAUAUGGCUACCAGAAAUCCAAGAAAGGCCACCAUAAGCACAUAAUCUCUGACUCAGGGAAAGAGAAGAGACGUCUUCAGCACCAUUCCAGCAGUUUUGAGGAGGAAACAAAAAGCUCUACCGAAGUUUAUAAAGGCUCAGUAGAAGAGGGUGAGGAAGAUAUGUUGGCAUCACAAGGAGGCCUGAGGCGUUUCAAAACCAUUGAACUCAAUAACACCAAUAGCUACAACCGAGACAUUGAGUUGAGCAAUGAAAAUGAUUUGAGCCUUGACCGGGAACCAGAGCUAGAAAUGGAGAGCCUGACAGGAUCUCCUGAGGAGCGUUCUCGGUGUGACUACUCCUCCACUCUGCCAGCCACUUCAUCUUCAUAUGGCUCAGGCCAGUCUCCUACUUCCAUCUCAUCAAUGGAGGAGGACAGUGACAGUAGCCCCAGCAGGAGGCAAAGGCUGGAAGAGGCCAAGCAGCAGAGGAAAGCACGGCACCGCUCCCACGGCCCUCUCCUUCCCACCAUCGAAGACUCUUCAGAAGAGGAUGAGCUGAGAGAGGAAGAGGAACUUCUGAGAGAGCAGGAGAAGAUGAGGGAGGUGGAACAACAGAGAAUAAGGAGCACAGCACGAAAGACCAAGAGGGAUAAGGAGGAGCUGAGGGCUCAGAGGCGCAGAGAGAGGUCCAAGACACCACCUAGCAAUCUCUCACCUAUUGAAGAUGCUUCUCCAACAGAAGAGCUGAGACAAGCUGCAGAGAUGGAAGAGCUCCAUCGUUCUUCUACUUCUGAAUAUUCCCCUCAAAGUCUGGAUUCAGAGGCUGAGGGAUACGAGUCCAAACUUUACAAGUCAGGUAGCGAGUACAACCUGCCUACCUUUAUGUCUCUUUACUCACCAGUAGAGAAAUCAUCAACUACAACAACCACUAGAGCACCAUCUUCAACUUCAAAACCACUAAAGAGUGCUGAGGAGGUUUAUGAGGAGAUUAUGAGGAAGGCAGAGAUGCUUCAAAAACAACAGAAACAACAGCAACAACAAGGAAGACACGGGCAGUACUACGAGGAGGACUUUAAUGGACAAGGUUAUGAUGACGAGUAUGAAUAUGAACAAGAUCAAACAGGAUAUGACAAUGAGGCAGCAAAAACAGAAACAGAUAUUUAUGAGGAAAUCCGACAAACAUCUCAGAACAUCACCAAGAUGCAGCAGGCCACUGAUGAGCAAGUAAAGAUUGAGAUUGAGAUCUCCUACCCAGACAAACAGCUCCUUGACACAGGCCCAGCAUUUGCUAAGUUACUAGAGCAAAGCAAUGCUCUCCUAACUCCAGGGACCAGCCCGACCCAGAUCUCAGCUCCUGUGUCUUUUGCUGAGACUGAAGGACGGAUUGCUGAUGUCCAAAUAACACAGCACAUUUCUGCAAAGGAUGGACAAAAAGACAGGAUCAAAAGCCAAACAAGAAAGAAUGGAAUAACUUCAACAGUGGCUGCCACCACUAUUGCAGCUUAUGGAGUUUAUGCCAGAGAUGCAGUGACCAUUUCUCAGACUACUUCAAGCCACACUAUGACAUCUACUCAGUCAUUUUUAUACAGCAGACACACAGGAAGUCCUGCCACAUCCUCAGCUACAGUCUCAAGUGUAUGCAGCAAGAUUGCAGAGAUUACCCAGGCCUACAGUCAAAGAGAAGUGAUCACCAGAAGGGUAGGGGAGAUCAGGGGUGUCCAAGUGCGAGACAGUUCAACAUCUUCUACUGAGAGGAUUAUUGAGCCACGUUCUCCCAAGUAUACUACUUAUUACAGGAGCACAAGUCCUCCUCUUUCUCCAUCGCCACCACAUCAGAGUCCUACCCGUUCACCUUCCAGAAGGGCUACAGCUGAGUUCUCUACGCAGACUUUUAAUUCAGCAUUACAAUUGGAUUCAGCUGGCUCUGGGUCUCUAGGGAUGGCUCAGGGAACCAGGGAACGGCUCUAUCGACAGCAGUCUUCCCAGGAUGCUCCAUACUCCUCACCUCUGAGCCCAGCUAGGCCAAUGACAGUCAACACGGCUACUUCUCCCCUGUCUUCGCCUACCCGAUUUAGCCGGCAAUUAACAUUUGACACUUACUCCCCGUGUGCCAGCCCUCCUGACACUCCACCUUACCAACAGUCUCCUACACGCAGUUUCUACCGAACACAAAGAGUGGAGAAAAUAAAUGUGGGAACAAGUAUGGUCACCACAGCAAGCACUUACACAAGAGGGUCUGUGUCAAUGGAUAACAUCUCCCUCUGUCGAAUAUCUACAGUCCCGGGUACUUCUAGGGUAGACCAGGGCCAUAUGAUCCAAGGUGGAAGUGUUGUGGAUCUCAGAACAGUCUCAAAACCAGCUCCUUUUAUCAUGACUGACCAGGGAAUGGAUCUCACCUCCUUGGCCACUGAAAGCCGAAAAUACCAUGGUGGAUCAGAGGGUAACAGACAUUCAACGAUUGUACAGCCACUGAUUAUGAACUUAAACACCCAGGUGACCAACACACCAACCACUGUCAGUGUUACUGUGGCUGCUUCCAUGUUCAUGACCCAGCACAAACAGCCAACAGUCUAUUGUGAUCCCCAUCAAAACCGAGUGGAUCUGGGUCAUGGCAUGGGUUCGGCCAUUUGUCUUUCCCAAAACAAACAACCAAUUUCACCUCCAACUGACCCAUCAAUACCAAAAAUUGAUGCCAAACUGGAAGAUCUCAGUGUCCAACAGAGAGAGCUACAAAAGCAACAAGAGAAGCUACAGAAACAACAAGAGCUCCUGGAACAGCAGUUGCAGCAGCAUCAUCAGAUGCAACAGCAGCAGCAACAAGCAUCUACUUUGGCCAGGUACAAUCUUACCAGCCAGAUGUCACCUUUACUGAAAGAAGACUUGGUAGUCAGCCAGGCUAGCAAUGCCUCAGCUGUGGUCAGUGCUGUCUCACCAGUCAUUAAUCCUGAGCUGUUUGGCACUGAUCCCAUUGAGCUGAAAGGGAAGCCCAGUCCUCCUGGCUUGAUGUCAGGAGGUAAAUUACUGCAUAGCAUGGUAGUGCAGAUGGAUGGAGGGCCAGAGCAGGCCAGGCCAGUGACUCAGCUGGUGAAUACAGAAUUAGGACAGGAUGCUAUGGAUCUAGCAGGAGGCCAUAUUAAACCUGACAACCAGCCUGCUUGCUGUGAUGUUUACCGACUUCCAUUUGGAGGAAGCUGUGUUGGUGGUUCUGAGAAAGAGGUAAUAAGGCCUCCAUCUGCCCCACCUCUUACCUAUGAGUCUGACCAAGAAAGACUACCUGGAAGUUACAGUGAGUAUUCAAUGGAUGGACGUAAGGCCUACACAAUACCUUUCCCUGGUAGGCUACAGCCUUCGAUGUCUGAUACAAACCUAGCCAAAGCUGGGGUGCAGUCCUACCAUUCUAAACUAGAACCACACCUCCACGCCUCAGGGGAACUUGCAAUGGAUCUAACUGCUAUGAAACAGACCUAUGGAGGGUAUAUGGGGCUGCAGUAUGGCUCCUAUACAGAUUUACGGCAUGGAGGAGACAUGACAGCUCAAACUCUGCCUGUCAGGAGAUAUAAUUCCUUAUCUAACAUAAGUUCUGACUAUGGAUACUCUGCUCAUGACAUUGCUAGCUUUCAAGAAGCUAACUUGGCUCAGUACAGUGCUACAACUGCCAGGGAGAUCAGCCGAAUGUGUGCCGCACUCAAUUCCAUGGAUCGUUACGGAAGUAACCCAGACUUGAUGCAGUUUGGCAGUUUGGGGAGAGGAACCGGGCCUGGGACCUCCAGACUUGCAGCAGGUCUCGGCAUGAGACAAACCCUCCUCUUUGGUUUAGAUGGGAAACCAAUCUCCCACAGUCAAGCACUAACAAACCUGAUCAAUGCCAGGCAGGCCAGUCUCAGAGCCAUGUACCCUGCUGCUAUUAGGUCCUCUGGUGGGGUGAUCUACUCCACCAUUCAGACCCCAAUAGCUUCUACACUUCCCAUCACAACCCAGCCUGCCUCUGUUCUUCGCCCGCUACUGAGGGGGGUCUACAGGCCAUAUCUCUCUGCUAACAUGACACCUGUGCCCCUAUCUGGUCUUAGCAGACUACCAAUGAGCCCCAGAAUGCCCUUAUCUGGACAAGCUCCAGUCCGUUACACAGCUCCGGGUCUCCAAACAACAUUAACCACUAUCACUACGGCUACUGCUCCAACAACUUCAACACCAGUAGGUGCCCCAACUGUUUCACUAACUACUAGUUCUACAGUCCAGGAUGAACCAGUUUACAUCAGGAGAGGUGCCAUAGUGACCUCUUCAUCAGCAGAGGUCACCUCAGUACAAGGAACAGUUGUCAUACCAAUGGAGCCACAGCAACAGCCAAUAAACCUGUCCCAGGCACACCUUAACAGUCAACAACAACAACAACAACAGCUACCUGUGACAUCUGCUCAGCCUUCUCCAGCAGCCCAUGUGUCCCCACUCUCAGCUCCUUCACACACUCACUGCCACACCCAACCUCCAGGCCCUUCUGCCCCAACCAGUGGUUUACCCAUUCCAGGGGUUCUUCCUGCCUUCCCUCCACCAGGUGUCAUACACAGGGAGAGUGAGACUGAGGCAGAGAGGCUGCAUCGGCAGCAGGAGCAGCUUCUACAGAUGGAGAGGGAGCGUGUGGAGCUAGAGAAACUCCGGCAACUGCGCAUGCAGGAAGAGCUGGAUCGAGAAAGGAUAGAGCUAAAGCUGCACAGGGAGAAGGAGCAGAUACUGGUGCAGAGAGAGUUACAAGAACUGCAGAACAUCAAGGAACAGAACAAGCGGUUGAAAAUCUUUCAAGUUAACUCUGUUAAACAGGUUCUACAACAGCAGCAACAAGAACGUGAGAAACAACUUGUGCUCCAGAGGGAGCAGCUUGCCCAGCAGAAGUCCCAGCUAGACCAGAUCCAGUCUUUACAGCAGCAGCUCCAGCAGCAGCUUGUAGAGCAGAAGAGGCAGAAAGCAGCUGCUGCAGCUCAGAGCAUGCAGCUGGAUAUGAAUGGACAGCCCAUGCAGCCCUACAUCAACUCUCAGACGGGUUCUUAUUCCCUCCCCAACUCCUCAUCAGAAAUAUGUCUGAGGAGCCAGGAGGAGCACAUGGAGGCCAGGAGCAACAUGAGGAAACACAGCUCCUUGACAAGGCUGAGCAGGGACAGCUUGGACGGAGAUGGUGCAGAGUUUUACAGCUCACCCCGCAGGAUCUUGGACAGCUGUGUGCAGACAGAUGAUGAAGAUGGGGUGGAGAGGUACAUGAUGCGUCAUCGCACCAGGAGGCGUGGUCGCAGUGUUGACUGCUCCGUGCAGACAGAUGAUGACGAGGACACAGUUGAGAUGGAGCAGCCGGUCCGCCGAAGACGUUCCCGUCUUUCCCGGCAUUCUGAAUCCAGUGCCACUGGCAGUAGCACUGUUGCCACGACCACCGCAACAACUGACACUAAAACCGACACUCCCAAGAUGGUAUCCUCCAGUAUAGCAAUCCAGACCAUCAGGGAAAUGUCCUGCCAGACAGAAGUGGAGCACCUAGGAAGAGUUUCCCCAGCAAUCCAUGUGACAGCAUCAGACCCAAAUAAAGUAGAGAUUGUGCACUACAUCUCUGGACCUGAGCGGACACAAAAAGGACAGUCUCUAGCAUGCCAGACUGACCAAGAAGCCCAGUCCCAGGGCCUUGUAGCCCCCCAGCACGUUCCAUUUUCUUCCUCUAUAAGUACCAGAAUGCAACAAUCCGGUUCUGCCGACCUCAUAACCCAGCAGCGCCAACAGCAACACAUUACAACAAACGCAGCGAAGUUUGAGCGACGCCACCCAGACCCACUCGACAUCAACUACCAACCUCACAGCCACCUCCAUAAUGAGUCAAUCUCCAGCAUCAUUCGGCUGCAGCAGACAGCCCCAAAAUCCCCACAAGUCCUCUAUUCUCCUGUCUCCCCAGUGUCCCCUCACCGCCUGCUGGAGACUUCUCUGUCCAGUGAAAGGUUGAACAAGGCCCAUGUCACACCUCAGCAGAAGUCCUACACAGCUGAGUCCCCCCACCGACACCCCUCUAUGCCCCGACCCAUCAAGAGCACCCAAAGGUCCAUGUCAGACCCCAAGCCCCUCAGCCCAACCACAGACGAGCACACCAAGGCUAGACUGUCCCUCUAUCAACAACAAGCCCUCCAGAGCCAGCUGGCAUCUCUACAGCAAAGCUCACUGCUACGGAAGGUCAAGCGAACCCUGCCCAGCCCUCCUCCGGAUGAGAUUAUCACAUCAGCUCACCUGCCCAUGAUGACGACCAGCCUACCUGAGGGCUACCUGCCCUCUUUGCCCAGCCUCAAGCCCAGCUCCAGGUCUGGCCUGGCUGCCAAAGCCAGCCUCCUCAAAGACCUUACCCAUGAACUUAAGGCCGUGGAGCAAGAGUCAACUAAACUGAGAAAGCAGCAAGCUGAACUGGAGGAGGAAGAGAAAGAGAUUGAUGCUAAACUCAGAUACCUAGAGCUGGGGAUCCACCAAAGGAAAGAGACAUUGGUCAAGGAAAGGGAGAGGAGGGAUAUUGCCUACCUGAGGUGCAUGGGUGACACCAGGGACUAUAUGUCUGAUAGUGAGUUGAAUAACCUACGGUUAGCCACUGCAGCCACAUCACAUGAGACCAAUGGGCUACUGUCAGCAAGGCCAAACACUGCCCCUCUCAGCCAGUUCACCAGUGAUCUCAACACAGCAGCCCAGUACCCACCCACCUCGUCAUUCCUCUCCUGUCAAUACCCCCCGAGCCAACCGGCAGCAUCAACUCAGCAAUCAAGUUUGCCGUACAAGUCUUCAACAUUCAACCAGCCUCCCUAUCCAACAGUCUCUCAGUCCCAGGCAUUGCCACAGCCUACACCCCUCCAGAGCCAUGUCCAUCCUCCGGGACCAGUCUCUUACCAGUCUCAAACCAACUACCCUUCCUACACCUAUCCCCAAACUCAGCUCCCAUACCCCCAGACAGACAUGGGGUUACCUGUUCCACUUCAACCUCAACGUCAGCCAGGGCAUACAGGUUUUGGGCCUGCACCACCCGGUCAGCCUCCAUACCCCACCCACAGCUCACCCUAUCCCAGCACAGUUUCUUCAUACCCCAGCCAGACCACCCCAUACCUUGGUCAGUCCCAAGCUGAUAUCCUGACAGUCCACCCGGGAAGACCAAGGCAGACUAUGCUAGCUGAUCUGGACCACAAGAUGCCCACCAACUACGAGACAAUCAGCAACCCCACAGUUAUGGUCACCACCACAGCCCAGGACACUACCUAUUCCAGUGCAGCUCCUUAUGGUCAGUACACUGGAUCGACAACCAUGGUCAGCUCUUAUGGGACCUAUGGCUCAGCACCAGUGUCUAACAGCUAUGGUGGAUACUCUGCCAUGCAACCAAGCACUUACGGCCAGUAUACUUCAACCUCAGCUAAUUCAUAUGGCCAGUACACAACAACUACUGCCAAUACUUAUGGCUACACCGCCACCACAGCCAGUUCUUACGGACAGUACUCUUCUGCAGUUUCUUAUGCCUAUGGGCACUCUGUAGACAGUCCUUCCACCUAUAGCACUGCAGAUGGGGUGUAUGGGGCUCCUGACUUAGAUCAAAACAUCCCAAGGAACUACAUGAUGAUUGAUGACGUAAGCGAGCUGACCACAAAAGAUGGGCUGGGCACGACGACAGGGAACAUGAUGCAUUACAGCGGCAGUGGGCGCUACCCAGGCGACGUCCAUGGCCAUAGCAACACCACUGGCAGCACAGCGCGUGGGGGAACUGGCAGCUCCUCGUAUGGCAGGACACCUGAAGAGGAAGCAGUGAUGCAGGAAGAGCUGUACGACCACCAUGGCAGGGGUAAGAGCAGCUACAGGCACGGACCUCUAGGGGGCAGCAGCAGCAGCGUGAGCGCUAGCAUGGGUGGGGGAUCCCCCUUUUAUUCUGACUAUGACUACAAACAUGGCAGCAUCUGCUCAAGGUUACAGAAACCUAUGUCCUCCAGAAGCCCUCUGGCUCCUGCUGUAAUGUCCUCGAAGCGCAGCAAGCACAGAAAACUGGGGAUUAUGGAGCAAAAGAUUUCCAAGUUUUCCCCCAUUGAGGAGGCUCGGGAUGUGGAGGCAGACUUGGCCUCCUAUUCCUCAGCGAAAGGUGGGGUUUACCCCUCCUCUCACAUUCGAGGGCGCCAGCUGAUUGAGGAUUACGGCUUUAAGAGGAGUGCUUAUGAGGUCUGCAGUGGCACCACUCAUGGUAGUCGAUACAAUUCAAUGGUGGCGGAGGACGAUCAGAUUUACUACACUUCCACCGGCCGCUCCCGUUCCACCGGCCACGGCAUGGACAAGAUUUCAGCCAGGGACUACCCUGGGUAUCGCAGUCGAUCCUAUGAGAGGGAUGACCGUUCUUACCGAUCUGGCUACAGCCGGGGGCGCCAUCCAACCCAGCAGUUCUCAGAAGAGGAGAGCCCACUCAGUCCUCUGGGGAGAUUCAUGGGUUCUGGGCGAUCAUCAAGCUUAGAUCCUAACCCAUACGACAGUCGCAGCAGUAGAUAUCACUACUAUUAUGGCCAUUAUGGUUCCAGCCACUCGCUGCCAGAUGUACAAGACCGUAUACGGGAUCUUCCCCGGACACAUGUCUACAAAUCGGAUGAUACAUACAUUAUAGACGAUUAUCAUUGUGCUGUGUCAGACAGCGAAGCCUACCAUCUGGGCCAAGAAGAAACUGACUGGUUUGAGAAGCCACGCUCCAGUUUUCGACACUACGGCAGCAGCCACUCGUCUGGGAGGAGUCGGCAUGGUGUCAAACAUACCUACCAUGAUUACGAUGACCCUCCUGAGGAGGACCUGUGGCCCCAGGAUGAAUUCAGCCAUGGAGGGCGACAAUCUUCAUCCCGUGACCACAGACACCAUGGCAGCUCUAGCCGACAUUCGUCAUCGUUGCGUCAUGCAGAUGAGCCGAGGUCCUCAAGGUCAUCAAAAGGGCAUCCCAAAGACCCGUCAAUGCGCCAUGAGACUUCAGGACGAACCUUGUCUUCGGGAAGGCGUGGUGAGUCAAGGUCUGGAGGGUACCACUCUUUGGACUACUCCCGGGAUCCGUCUGGGCACCACCACGGCCAUCGCUCCUCCAGACAGGGGGACCAACAACGUUCCUCACGCAGCAAGUUCCAGCAGCCAGGAGACAUGCAGGGCCAACCACCAGGCUCCUCCAGGUCUGGCAGCAGCUCUGCCCGGGCUCAGGGCCCUGCUGGUGGACCGACGGGAUCAGUGCGGCAGACAGAUGGGGCUCCAGGACAGAGGACCCAGCUCCAACAACAACCCCAGACAUCAGCGGCCAGGCCAGGGCAGCCUGGUGCUGCAGCGACCACUGGCCCUCAGCAGCAGACCCAACUCCAGGGACAAGGUGUGGGCAUAGGGCAGGGCCAGGCUAAGCCAGGGCAAAUGGGACCAGCAGGUGGACCAAUGGGACAGGGCAGGCAGACAGGUCCGGCAGGAACCACGGCAGCCACAAUGGCUAAGAUCGACACGCCUCCAGUAACAGCUAUUGGAGCAAAGGCAGUGCCUGCCAUGGCCACAAAAGCGGCCCAGUCCCCUCUAACAGGCAUAGGCUCCAAAGCAGCUCCUAGGCCAGGAGGCAGUGCAGCAGCAGGUCAGCCUGGUAUGGAGGGAGACAGCAUGUUGUCCAAGAUCCUGCCUGGAGGAGCCGCUGAGCAGGCUGGCAAACUGGGAGAAGCUAUCUCCGGCAUUGGCAAGAAGUUCACCUCUUUCUUCUGAGGUGAUCAUUCCAAGACAGUAUCCAUCAUCAGAAGGACUACCCUCCUUCCAGCAUCACCUGCCAGAGAAUUAGACUCCACCAAACAACCACGGAGCCCUACAAACAACCUGUCACAGUUAGGCACAUCACUGUCCCUUCAUUUCAAAAGAGCAACUGGCAGCCAAAACUACAAAAUUCAAAGAAAGAGGUUUUUGCUGCUCUUCCUCCAUGCCAGUAGAGGGUGCUCUACUUACAUCACUGGAGAGCUACACAGCUGUUGCAGACUGGUGAAAACAAUGGAGGCCAUGUACCACCUCAUCCUUAGUUCAGUGCUGAAGCUUCAAGUGAAGGAACUCUACUACUCCCAUAUGCUGACGACUUUACCAUUUAUAUGAGAGCUGCUUUGUACAGGAAAUAGGAGCUUUAACACAUGCAUGGCGUGACUCUAUUAUCCUUGGUUUCAGAGUCCUGUGCUCAAACUAGGAGCAACAGCAACAAACCAACCUCUCUCCUCUUUUCUAUCUCUUCUCAAAGUUAAAAAAAAAAGAGUCAGGGAAAUGGAAUACAACUCACUGAAGUACUGCAGAUUUUUCUGGUACUAAAGACCUCUUACAUCACCUGUUGGGAAGGAAAUAAUGGAAAUGUCCUGUUGAAUGAAUAAGACAACAGUAACGACGUAGCCGACAUAUAGAGAACAAGUUUGUCGACAUGCGUUUUUUCCACGGUUUGCUCUGUUUCUAAUUGUUACAUUCCAGAUUGCUUCCCCUCUCUGCAUUUCUUGAAUGCUGAUUCUUCUUUUUUUCUAAUCUCCACCCAGUGGUCCUCAACUUGCCAUGUCUUUAGAAGUGUAUAGUGGAUUAAAAAUAUGUAGGAAUUUGAAAUGCAUGGAACUUUAUAUUUAAGACCUUACACUGUUCAUCAUUACUUAAGAGACCACAAAACACUGGGAAACACAUCUUAGGUAGAUUAUGUAAACAAUAACAGAGAAGAGAGAUUUCCAGAGCAACAUACAGGAAUCCGGUCAUGUGAGUAAGAGGAGCCUUCUGUUUUUUAAGGGAAACAUUUUUUUUGAUUUUCGGUGUGAAUCCGUAUGUGGUUUGAUUGUUUUUCAGCCACUAAAAAGCCAUUAAGACAACAUUUACCUGCAGUGCUUGUGGUGAUGGGGUUUCUCCAACUGUGUUUGGCUUUCAGAUGUUUCUGAUGUUAUUGUAGGUGGUUUCAUUUCUUGUUUUCUUUUAAUUUUUUUCUAAUUUAGUUUUGUUAUUUGCCUGGUUUUCAUGUUGGAGGUUACCAAUAUCGCCUUAAUCAUUUAAAAAUAUUUUCUUUUGAAGAAAAACUGGCAUAUUUUUAUUACACCAUGUGAAGACAUAUUUUCGUCAUAUGCUUUUUUAUGUAGUAAUAUCGGCUGGAACAGCGGCCACAGUGAGAUUAAUUUAUAUUUUUUUAAUUUGGUUUUGAUAAUUAUUUAAUUAUUUUGUGUUUUGUUAAAUUUUAUAUUUUGUUACCCUUAUUAAGCCCGUGUAUAUUGUCUGACUCUUUAUUUAUUAUCAGUACUUGUAAAAGCAAUAGAGUAAGAGCUAAGAAAGUAAAGAGCACAAUCUUGUGUAAUUUUAAAAGUUGGUGGGAUUGAAAUAUGUUACCUACGUCUAUCUACCUUACCACGCUCAAGUCUGACUUAAACUUACUACAAAAUGUAGUCAAUAUUGUACACUGCUACUAAUACAUUAGAGAGCAGGAGUUCACCGAUAAACAACAGUUUGGUACCACUCAGAUCUUCUCCACCAACCAAUAGUAAGACAUCAUGUCUUCAACCAGCCAGUCAGUGGAUCAGAGUGAGACGCUGCCCGUAUUAGUCAGCUGGAGUCUGAUCUGAAAGCACUGCAGGGCAGCAGAGAGGCACUGAAAAGCAGACUAGUCACACAUCGCAGCAGAAUUUGCCUACUUGUCACCUGCAGGGUUUGUGUUUCUAUGUGAUUCUUUUGACCCUCAAAGAUGGACAUUUAUUGGGAGUCUGCAAAAAACUCCUUGCACAUUUGUGUGCAUCAACAAAAGUCUUCACUCUGUCAAAUGUGCAUAGCCUACGUGAAAGCACACUCGAAAAUGGUCUCAAAAGGAAAAAGAAUUCAGCUCUUUUGGAACUUUUCAUUUCCGUGUCCAGACCUGUAACCCAACUCCCAAAAACCUCUUUCUCAAACUGUCAGUUGUCAUGGAAACUUCUCAGGUCAGUGUUCUCCCUGCUGUUGCUCCUGCAGUGCAUUGUGGGAUCUGUGGUUCAGUACUUAAUAGGUACUCUGUUGGGCCAAACAUUGCAAGGCCUUCAAAAAAAACAAUGAACCAA
Messenger RNA from Micropterus dolomieu (smallmouth bass), 15056 nucleotides. RefSeq names its product bassoon presynaptic cytomatrix protein a (gene bsna). Gene Ontology annotation, molecular function: structural constituent of presynaptic active zone; metal ion binding. The record is from RefSeq and is a predicted model, not a curated record. Gene Ontology annotation, cellular component: cytoskeleton of presynaptic active zone; GABA-ergic synapse; glutamatergic synapse. Bases 1 to 12738 code for a protein of 4245 amino acids. NCBI's taxonomy places the organism in Eukaryota, Metazoa, Chordata, Actinopteri, Centrarchiformes, Centrarchidae. The transcript has 17 exons. Gene Ontology annotation, biological process: presynaptic active zone assembly; protein localization to synapse.